CGUCCUCCUCCUGUCCCAGGAACGCACCAGAUGGCACUUCGUCCUUCCUCUGUUCCACAGCGUGUCCCUCUGCCGUCUCCUCAUGCGUCCUCUCUUCCUGACGUUCCUGACCCGCGGUCAGACCUUGCUCGUGCUGCCAGUCCUACUGUCACACGUCUUCUAGCCACUGUUGUCACUGACCCUUCGUUUGAGUCCACUGCUGCGUCUGCCCUAGUUGCUGAGCUUGUUGACUUUGCUGUCGCCUGUCGUCUCGACUACGCCGCUAGUCUUUGUCUUGCAGCUGCUGUACCUCAUCUCGUGGCCAUGCUGCUUGCACCUGAGGGGGACCCGGAUGCUUUAGACAUCCCGACCCCGCGCUCCUACGCAGAGGCGAUUACGGGUCCCUACUCCUCUCAGUGGCAGACAGCCAUGGACGCAGAGAUGGCAUCCUGGAAGUCCACAGGCACUUACGUCGACGAGGUUCCCCCUCCUGGGGCGAACAUUGUCGAUAGCAUGUGGAUUUUCAGGGUGAAGCCGGGUUCUCCGCCUGCCUUCAAGGCUCGUUACGUUGCACGAGGCUUUAGUCAGCGACAGGGAGUUGGCUUCUUCCAGACCUUCUCCCCUACCCCAAAGAUGACCACUCUUCGGGUGUUGUUGCACGUUGCUGCUCAGCGUGACUACGAGCUUCACUCUCUUUACUUCAGCACAGCUUUCUUACAGGGCACUCUGCACGAGGAGAUCUGGCUGCGCCGCCCACCUGGCUUCACUGGGUCGUUUCCCGCAGGUACCCAGUGGAGCCUUCGGCAGCCAGUCUAUGGUCUCCGCCAGGCGCCUUGUGAGUGGCACGACACACUGAGGACGACACUUGCGGCUCUUGGGUUUGCUCCUUCGACUGCUGACCCGUCGCUGUUUCUGCGCACCGACACUUUGCUGCCGCUGUUCUACAUCCUCGUGUACGUUGAUGACUUGGUUUUUGCCACUGCUGACACUCAGGCACUGGCCCUUGUGAAGUCGGAGCUGCAGAAGAGACACACGUGCACAGACCUGGGUGAGCUGCAGAGCUAUCUUGGCUUGCAGAUCACUCGGGACAGAGCACAGCGCACCAUCACCCUGACUUAG
Messenger RNA from Closterium sp. Naga37s-1, 1098 nucleotides. The record is from the annotation of a GenBank genome assembly. Lineage: Eukaryota; Viridiplantae; Streptophyta; Zygnematophyceae; Desmidiales; Closteriaceae.